Choloepus didactylus (southern two-toed sloth) is the source of this 5473-nucleotide messenger RNA. It is a transcript of the gene GDA, whose product is annotated as guanine deaminase. Gene Ontology annotation, biological process: guanine catabolic process. Gene Ontology annotation, molecular function: zinc ion binding; guanine deaminase activity. The record is from RefSeq and is a predicted model, not a curated record. Gene Ontology annotation, cellular component: cytosol. Lineage: Eukaryota; Metazoa; Chordata; Mammalia; Pilosa; Megalonychidae. The transcript has 14 exons. Bases 227 to 1591 code for a protein of 454 amino acids.
UGCGGAGCCAACUCGAGGGAGAAAAAUCCUAUUGGCCUUGAGGAGGCAGGGAGCCAGCCCCUAGGCGCGGCCUGCAGGGGGCAGGAAAUCGCCCGGGGAAGCGGGAAGGCAGGACGGAGGCCAGAGCCGGUGCCCUCUUAGCUGCAGCCCGCAGCCCCGGGCUCUCCGCGCCUCUGCCGGUGCGCCCUCCACAUCCCGCGGGCUCCGCGCUGCGCUGUGCGCUGACAUGUGCGCCGCCGGGAUGCCGCCCCUGGCACACAUCUUCCGAGGGACGUUCGUCCACUCCACCUGGACCUGCCCCAUGGAGGUGCUGUGGGAUCACCUCCUCGGCGUGAGCGACAGCGGCAAAAUAGUGUUUUUUGAAGAAGCAUCUCAAGAGGACAGACUGAUCAAAGAAUGGCGUUUCAGACCAUGUGAAAUAAAGGAACUGAGCCACCAUGAAUUCUUCAUGCCUGGGCUGGUUGAUACACACAUCCAUGCACCUCAGUAUGCAUUUGCUGGAAGUAACGUAGACCUGCCACUUUUGGAGUGGCUGACCAAGUACACCUUUCCUACUGAACUCAAAUUCCGGAACAUCGACUUUGCUGAAGAAGUAUAUACCAGAGUUGUCAGGAGAACGCUAAAGAAUGGAACUACCACAGCCUGUUACUUUGGAACAAUUCACACUGACUCAUCCCUGCUCCUUGCAGAAAUUACAGAUAAAUUUGGGCAGCGGGCAUUUGUGGGCAAAGUAUGCAUGGAUUUGAAUCAGACAGUUCCAGAAUACAAGGAAACCACUGAAGAAUCAAUCAAGGAAACAGAGAGAUUUGUGUCAGAAAUGCUUCAAAAGAACUAUUCGAGAGUGAAGCCCAUCGUGACACCACGUUUUUCCCUUUCCUGCUCUGAGACUUUGAUGGGUAAACUGGGCAGCAUUGCCAAGACCCAUGAUUUGCACAUCCAGAGCCAUAUAAGUGAAAAUCGUGAUGAAGUUGAAGCUGUGAAAACCUUAUACCCUGGUUAUAAAAACUACACAGAUGUGUAUGAUAAAAACAAUCUUCUGACAAAUAAGACAGUGAUGGCGCACGGCUGCUACCUUUCCGCAGAAGAACUUAACAUAUUCAGCGAACGAGGAGCGUCAAUUUCACAUUGCCCCAAUUCUAACUUGUCGCUCAGCAGUGGCUUUCUAAAUGUUCAAGAAGUCCUGAAACAUGAAGUGAAAAUAGGGCUGGGUACAGAUGUUGCUGGUGGUUAUUCAUCUUCAAUGCUUGAUGCGAUCAGGACAGCAGUGAUGGCUUCCAAUAUCCUUUUAAUUAAUAAGGUAAAUGAGAAAAGCCUCACUCUCAAAGAAGUCUUCAGACUAGCUACUCUUGGAGGAAGCCAAGCCCUGGGCCUGGAUAAAGAGAUUGGAAACUUUGAAGUGGGCAAAGAAUUUGAUGCACUUCUGAUCAACCCCAAAGCAUCAGACUCUCCCAUUGACUUAUUUUGUGGGGAUUUUGUUGGUGAGAAUUCUGAGGCUGUUAUCCAGAAGUUCCUCUAUCUAGGAGAUGAUCGAAAUAUUGCGGAGGUUUACGUGGCCGGGAAGCAGGUGGUCCCAUUUUCAAGCUCAGUGUAAGACCCUCAGGCUUCUGCGAAGCUCUUCUCGGAUGACAUGCUUCUGCGUCGCCCUUCUUUCUGCUGAGGCGAGUUAGAAAGUCAAAAAAAUAGUACCUUACUGUUGGGAUGACUGUCUUUUUCUCUGUCUAGUUCAAGUAUUCACUUGAGAAAUCAUUCGAAGGAAGUUGCACUGCUCUCAACCCCCUGGUUAGGAGAGUUCGUAAUUUUGUGAAAUGAAAAUGUCUCCCUUUUGAGCUGUUCAAAUUUACUAUAAGCUCAAACAUAUGGGAAUGUUUUUGUUGUUGGUGUUAUUAUUAUGAGAUUUAAGUACAAUCUCUUUCUUUAUUUGAAAUGUGGAGAGAAAAGAUAUUCAUGGAAGAUUAAAUCUUUUGAGCUAAUAAAUGAAAAUUAGAAAACUGUAAAUGAAAGUGAACCAGUGAGAAUAUUUUUGUGAGUGAGAAAAUACUAUGAACAAAUAUUGGAAAAUCACUUCGAAUUGUGUUUAAAAAUUGCAUACUGAACAUACUGAUUUUAAAAAAAGGAACUUAUUGAAUUGUAAAAUGUGUUUCUAGAUUGACCUGUGUUCUGGAAAUUUUUCUCUUACUGGGAUUUAAAUUUCAGAGAUGUUUUAUUGUUGUGCUUUGCCUUCAUUGGGGAUGAAAUGUCAGAAAUUUAAUGCCACAUGCUUUCUUAAUGUAGCUCUGUGCUCAAGAGUAUUUGAUAGAAAUGGGUAUUAAAGAUAUAAAGUCUCUUAGGAAUAUAAUUCAUAUAACUACAUAGCAUAAAUAGUUGUAUUUUUGUGUAUUUUUAAAUCACCAUAAUUCAUAACCGUACAAUGUUAUUAUUGCUUUGGUUUUGUUAAAGGAGAAACAAAUUCUAUACCCCACUGUUGUGUAGACUGGAGUCCUCAUAAAUUGGGGCAAGUAGUGGAGCUGUCAGUACCAACACAGAGGAUUCUAUUACAAUGGCCAGUUCUACCCAAGCACUGUACCUUAGUUGCUGGAAAUCUCAAACUCAGAUAUCAAUCUGCUAGAAUUUUAAGGGGCAGGAAAAAUCCUGUUAAAAAAUAUUAUUAAAAAUCUUUAAGCUCUGCAUAUUGCAAGUGCUCCAUUUUCCAAUUUCUUCCAGUUGUCUAAUUCUCUGUAAUGAUUAGGACAUUAGAAUUUAGGUUAAAAGAAAUAGAUGUCCCAUUUCAUGUUUAUAUUAAUCUGUACUAUACAUCUAAGAACAUUAAACAAAGCAAAGAACAUUUUUUUACUUCCUAACUAAUAUAGUGUGCCUUCUGAUGUAACAGAAUUAACACUAAAUUAUAACCUUGUAAUAAAUCCUUAAGAAGUAUUGAUUUGAAUAUGUAAUUUAAAUCCUAUAUGUUUUUCUCAUUUACUUACAAAUACUAUAAACCAACAAGGAAAAGGAACUGUGUUUCUUAAUCUAACAUGGCACUCAUACCUAGAAUAGAGGUAUGGCUCAGUAUUAACUUGGUCUAGAAAUUUAUGUAAUAUUACUAACUCUAUAUUAACAGAUUUAAGGACACAAUCCCUUCCCCUAUAUUAUAAAUUUUGUACUCACAUAGUCAUAUUAAUUCGGGAGUAAUUUGCCCAGUUUUUUUUUUCCCACUAGAAACACUUUUAGAUUUGAUUGCAUAUACACUAUACUGAAGGAUAGAACAAAGUUUUGUUUUCUUUUGUUUUGAUAUAACAGAGUUAGUGUUGUGGGAUAUUAAGUAACUCAAAAAAUCCAACUUCCAGUCUCAGUCUUUGUAUUUCCAGUAUUUCUAAUUCCUGAGCCAUGUCAAAGAUGCCCUGCCAAAAUUCUCCUCGCUUCUCCAUAGUGCCGAAAGUGAUUUCUGCUCUUUCAGCCCCUGCCAAAGGAUCUUGCUUAUGUGGUGUCUAGCCCAAAUGAGAAGGCUCAGGAAUUUAGAAGAGAUGUACAAGAGCCACUAAUAGGCAGCUGUUUCAAGAGCCUAAACUUUUACCUUCCUUAAGGGUGGACAUUUUGAUGUCAAACAUCAGUUUUCAUUUAGAUUUAGGAUUCACAUGCAGUAAAUACAUAUAACUGUGGCAUCAGAAGCAGGAAGAAUGGCCAUAUUCAACCCAUCUGCCAAACGUUAAAUUUAGCCCUGAUAGUAUGUUGAGACCUGCAUAUCUUUCCUAGUAAAAACAGAAUGUGUUGAAAUGUUUAUAUGUACUUUGAUCUCCCUGCAUCCCUUAUAACGUAUGCGUUUCAUUUCUCCAAGUGCAAUGUGCCUCAAUCUUGUAUAUGCUCUUUGCAGUACUACAGGCAUUAGCCAUAUUUGUGGUCAGUUGUUCCGCACUUUGAAAUGUUGCCUAUGCCUAACGUAGGUUGUGGAGAAGCAGUAUUGCAAGGCAAUCCUAUUUGCCACUUUAUGCUUGAAUAUUUUGCUUUCUGACAGGAAAGAAAGGAUUCAAACUUCUCAUCAGCCCCGCUCUGUUUCAUGGUAUUUGUUAAUGGAAUGUAUUUUAAAAGGUAAAAACUUACUCAAUGGAGUUGACUGUCAUAAAUUUUAAAAAUACUUUUGUAAUUAGAACACAAAAGCAGACUAAUCAGCUAAGGUGAAUAUCAUUUUCAAAUGAGACUGAAACGUGGGAAAUAAAAGAUUAGGGUGCAAGAGAGGUUGUCUUAGUAACUGUAAACGGAGGCUGAGGAGACUCUGCUCCCUUAUUAUACCCCAGCUCCUUCUCUAAUUUAACUGUCAAAGGUUUUAGAGUCCAAGAGGGUAUCUUGGAACAAACUCCAACCUAGGAGGAGGUCUUUCUAAGUUAAUACUUAAGAGCAUUGCACGUUGAACCCCAGUGAAUCUCUUUUUUUAUUUCCUUGAGAAUUCUACAUGUGAAAGGAAGGGAAGUAGUAGGAAGACUCUCCCUAUUAUGCUCAGCUGGUUUUGAAUAUCCCUGUUGGCAGCUGCAGCUGAGAUCUUAGAAAAGAAAUAUAUAAUGGGUGUGAGAACCAGCAAUAUAUUUUGAAUCAUCACUCCCUACCAGAGUUCUCCUAUUUUUAAUCUUUUCACCUCAGAACCAGACAGAUGGAAAGCAAGCUGGAAGGCAAGUCAUAUCAAUUCUACCUUGUGCUAUACCCAGAAGAUACCCAGAAUUGGAUGCUUCUGUAUGAAGCCUAUUGGAAAUCUUUUCAUUGUUGUCCAAUUUUUUAAGUUGACAACAAUGCUGGAAAUGACAUGUCGAAAAAGAGUGUCAUGAGUUACGGAAUAUGGAUUAACAAAUGUUCCAUGAACAAUGGCUUGAAAUCAUUUUUAAACUGGGUGGAUUGGUAUGAAUUUUGAAGUUAGUUUUUGGAGAUGUUUGCAAUUUCAGAUCUACCCAAUUGCUUCAGGUAUGACUUUGGAUCCUCACACUUGUUAAUGUCUUUAAAGGAAAAACACAGAAGUGCACAAGUGUGUAGACACUAUCAGAAAACCGCAGCACUGGUCACCAUGCACAUUUUCACGCCCAGCUUCGUCUCCCUUCCCUGACCACAGCCCUGAGUGUGAGAGCAAGAAUCAUGUGGUUAAUUUGCAGAUGGAGUCCAAGUUUAGUGCAAUGCAAAAGUCAGACAGGCCAAUGAUGAAAUUAAAUAUACAUUCUAAGGUGGCUUUUAUGGUCCACGAAGCUCGAGUACGUCGAGCAACAGAUAUUAUUCUCAGCUCAUCUGUUAGAUGGCAGCAAUGUAUGUGUCUGUCCAUUUCCCAUUCGAAAGCCUGUCAGAAAGCAUUCUUUAGAGAAAACCACUUUACCUUGUUAAACUCCUGAUUGGAGCUCUUAAAAAUAUAUGUGUAUGUAUUUGUGGGGAAAUUUUUCUCAGUAUCUGUAUUGAUUUGCGUAUAGUUCUUGUGCUGAGUGAACUCCAUGCUUCAGACAAAAAUAAAUGAGAUUUUGUGUUUACAUUA